AUGGCGUGUGAGACGUUUUUAAUUGGGGAACAAGUUAUAAAUUUAUCUGAAUAUAAGUGGAUUGGAAAUAAUCGCAAACUGCAGAACAAACGGUCCAAACGUGGUAGUGAUGGCAAUAUUGGUGAUAUACAGAUUUUAGAUGAUUUUAACGCUCGGUGUGGUGACAAUUCAGAAAUGAUUGAAGGAAUAGACAAUGUUUCAUUACGUACAGUGAUACAUCGGAAAGAAAAUUCCCACGGCGAUUUAUUGAUGAACUUUUUAACAGUAUCUAACCUGGCUGUAUUGAACGAAAGAGUGGGUUCUCAAGAUUUCAUGUGUAUAUCUAAUAAUGGUGAAUCAGUUGUGGACUAUGUAUGUAUUCCUCAUGAGAACUUAAAUACGAUCGAAUCAUUUUCGGUUUUGACCAUGCCACAAGUUAUCAAUGAUGUUCUAAUUCAACCUAAUGCCAUAUCAGAUGAUUCAAUAUUAUUAUGGGAGGUUGAGACGACUGUUCAGAUCGAAGUACCGAAACCAUAA
This is a messenger RNA of Lottia gigantea (owl limpet), 516 nucleotides long. RefSeq lists its product as hypothetical. The record is from RefSeq and is a predicted model, not a curated record. The coding region runs from base 1 to 516 and encodes 171 amino acids. The transcript has 2 exons. NCBI's taxonomy places the organism in Eukaryota, Metazoa, Mollusca, Gastropoda, Lottiidae.